Messenger RNA from Bufo bufo (common toad), 2627 nucleotides. RefSeq names its product RNA-binding protein 14-like. The record is from RefSeq and is a predicted model, not a curated record. Gene Ontology annotation, molecular function: mRNA binding. The transcript is spliced from 3 exons. Bases 126 to 1631 code for a protein of 501 amino acids. Lineage: Eukaryota; Metazoa; Chordata; Amphibia; Anura; Bufonidae. Gene Ontology annotation, cellular component: cytosol.
GUGACGCAAGUAUCGCGAUAACAUCCUGCAUCCACUGAGCAGUCGGCGUGAAGCGGUCGUCGAGCAGGCAGUGUAGCCACAGUUCCGUCUACUCUUGUGUUACUGAUCCUGGAAAGCUGGCGUCCAUGAGGGACUCGAUGAAGAUUUUCGUCGGUAACGUCGACGACCGGACGACGCAGGAGGAGCUGAGCGAGCUCUUCGAGAAGCACGGCACGGUGGUGAGCUGCGCCGUCAUGAAGCAAUACGCGUUCGUUCACAUGAGAGGGGAGGACCGCGCCAUGAAAGCGAUCGAGGAGCUGAACGGCCGGGAGCUCCACGGCAAGAAAAUGGUGGUCGAGCUGUCCAAGCCCCGGCCCCAGAACACCUGGAAAAUAUUCGUCGGUAACGUCGGCCCCGGCUACGACGCCACCGAACUGCGAGCCUUGUUCGAGGAAUACGGGAAGGUGAUAGAGUGCGAUGUGGUGAAAGACUAUGCGUUCGUUCACAUGGAAAGAGAAAGCGAAGCUAGGGACGCUAUCGACAAACUGAAUGGCAGAGAGAUAAGAGGCAAACGGAUAAAUGUGGAGAUGUCGAAUAAAGCUCAUCGGCCCAUGAGCAGUAACGGUAGUUCUCAUAGCGGUCGCUCACAUAGGUCUCAUGAAUACCGAGAUGCACCACAGAGCCGCUCUGAGACGUAUAACCGCAGGAGAGCACCUGAAGCGGCGUAUGCAUCCUAUGCACUGAAAUCACCAUAUGAGCGCUAUGGUGGAGAUUCUGCGCGAUAUGACAGUAGAGUGCGUCCAUCUUCCCCAAUGUAUUACUCACGAGACAGGAGUCCCCUGAGGAGAUCGCCCACAAGAUCAUACUAUGAGGGGGCAAUGGCCUCGGCUGCACUUGCAUCAAAAUAUCGUUCUGCAACAUCAGACUAUAGUUCUUUGUCAUCCGCCUAUGGGGUCCAGACAACUCCGUCAUUUUCGUCUGCCUUUAGCAGCCAGACAUACGCGUUGUCUUCUGCUUAUGCUAGCCGAGCCCCUACUGCUGGAAAUCAGUCAGGAUACGAGAGCCAGGCCUCUGCAUAUACUGUAGAUCCCUCUUCAUAUAAUACCCAGGCAGCUGCAGCUUAUCGGCCACAACCAGCCUCGGGAUAUGCUACACAGGUUCCUUCAGUGGCGUCGGCCUACAGCACUCAGACGCCAGCCCACGCUUAUGGAUCCAUUUCUACCACGGCUACUCCCUAUGCGCCGGCAGCUGCACUGGGUACUGCAUAUCGUCAGCCGCAGACUUCCGCCUAUGAUCCCUCCCAAAUGUCAGGUCUUGGAGCACAGCCUGCUUAUUCAACCAUACCGGCUACAAAUGACGUGCUCUUGUAUGAGCGCACCUGUCUGUCACCGCCCCGAAGUUCUGCUUCCGAUAGUUUCAAGAAAGCGGCAGAUGCUUAUAAAAGGCUUGCUCCUGACCGCCGUUACGCUGAAAUAGCUGAUUAUCGCCGAUUAACACAGAAGCCACAGGAUUCCUACCACCGAUCGCCGCCCAAGUCUAAUGUGGAUUUUCGUCGUGCAGCUGAAACACAAUCUGAAUACCAGCAGCAAUAUGCCGCUUACAAUGAUUAUCUAAGGGCGGCACAAGCAGCUGGCUAUCCGCGCCGUAUGUAACACCUCUUUUGGGUGGUUGGCAAUAGUCAGUUUCGGAUGAGUUUUUUUAUAUUAUAGGAUGACUGUCAAACAAUGUCCCUUUGGCAGGCAAUCAUAUUCCACGUGAUUGAUGGUCUGCUAAAGGCCCUUUUUUUUUUUUUUUUUUUUUUUUUUUUUAAACCCCUUUUGCUUAUGUGUUCUUUUGCAAGGCUUUAAUGUAGGUUGUCCAAAUACCCAUAUUGAAGACCUAUCCCCAAGAGUCGGACCCCUUCCAAUCUGCCUAUUCUGAGAAUAGGUCAUCAGUAUGGGAAACCAGACAACCCCUUUAAGGCUUUGUAGAUAAGUUUCAUUUUCUUAUAUAUGAGAAGGAGCAAUUCCUUGAUUUGUGUUCACAUCAUCUACAAAUGUAUAGGGGAGGGGGGGGGGGGUUUGCUUGUGUUCCCUCCAUAUCUUCUAACCCUGUUCUAAUGUUACUAGAUACAGCAUAUAAAGGAGAUAACAGUAAAAGUUGUAUCUGACUAUGGCGUUCCCGUCUUGUGAAAUACUUUGAACAUUUGAACACAAGUAAAUAGCAUUUCGAGGUGACGUUUAAGUUUGGUAGUACUUGGGGGGGGGGGGGGGGGAGCACACACCUCUCCUAACCAAACUUCUCUAACUGUUUAACCUCAUAAGCUUAAUAGGGGGAAAAAAAGUGUGUGUGCGCCACCUUGACUGCUUACUUUGAGCUCUUUUUAUCAAUUAGCUUGACUUAUGUCAGAUCUCCUUGUAGUACACACUAAAGCUACCUUAUAUAUAGCAAAUAAAUAAACUUUUUGACACCGUAAGGCCAUGCAAGCCAUCUGAAUGAGCUACAUUUUCUGAUCUACUUUAACCACAAACGUAUGCAUUUCUGAUGUAAAUAUUACGUAGUAUACAAUUUAAGUGCAAACUAUAUUUUCCUUGCAACACUCGCCGGUCACUCAUGUUAAAGCGCCUGUUGUAUUUUUCACAAGCAAAUCCAAUUAAACUUUCUAUUUU